Messenger RNA from Aspergillus oryzae RIB40, 480 nucleotides. RefSeq lists its product as uncharacterized. The transcript has a single exon. NCBI's taxonomy places the organism in Eukaryota, Fungi, Ascomycota, Eurotiomycetes, Eurotiales, Aspergillaceae. The record is from RefSeq and is a predicted model, not a curated record. Bases 1 to 480 code for a protein of 159 amino acids.
AUGAGCCUUCGCUGGCGAGACCACGGCGUCUAUCCGCCAGAGCCCCGAGCUGUCUUCAGCUUUCGCCACUUCCCUGCGCUGAAACAUCUGUUUCUAAACUUGGAUGAGUUUCACUCCCGGUUCUGGGCGGGUGAUCCUGCUGGCGAUCCAGAUCUGCUCGUCGAACUUAUGUCAUUACAUCUUGCUGGCCGUAUCACGAACGACCUUCAUCGUCUAGAGAAGGGUCUGCUUGGUCUUGGUAAUGCUCUAUCAUGCGGCCAUUUCCCUAGAUUGGAGGAGGUUCUAUGGGACCAAAAUGAGCAAUUAAGUAGCGAGUGUGAACGCCGUGUCCGCCCACUGUUUGCAGAGGCAGGAGUCAGCUUUGAUUACAACAGUUGGCCGACGAGUAGCACUACGCUGGGCGAGGGUGGCGGGCUACCCGGCCCCAUCGACAAUAACCCACCCACUCCGCCAUGGGAACAGGAGUACGAAGAAAUUUGA